Molecule: messenger RNA, 3559 nt
Organism: Oncorhynchus tshawytscha (Chinook salmon)
Lineage: Eukaryota; Metazoa; Chordata; Actinopteri; Salmoniformes; Salmonidae
Gene: srrm2
Product: serine/arginine repetitive matrix 2
Exons: 11
Coding region: 230-3484 (1084 amino acids)
Source: RefSeq, a predicted model, not a curated record
AUGGGAAAUGUAGUUUAGAUGCGGAGUCUGGGGUCGCCAUCAUCAUCACGCGUGGUUUUCCCCCGAUGUUCAACCAGUGACGAUAUCCGCAGGCAUUAGGUGUUUGUUUUACGAAUAAGUACUUGAAGUAGAUUUGCUUUUGUUUCGAUUGUCAUUUUAUUUAGUUUUUUUUGCCAGUGUAUUUGCUUCCAUUCAUCGUCUCCGUUCGCGGGGAACUCAGAGAGGAGCCAUGUACAACGGCAUUGGCCUGACCACGCCACGAGGCAGCGGCACCAACGGCUAUGUGCAGCGCAACCUGUCGAGCGUGCGGGCAAAGCGUCCACGGGACGAGCGCGGCGGCGAGCGAGAUGAGAAGGACCGUGAGAGGCUGGAGAGCCAGCUGAACCGUCAGCCCAAUGCCGAGAUCCUGGAACACCAGAGAAAGAGGCAACUGGAGGUCAAGUGUGCAGAGCUGCAGGACAUGAUGGAAGAGCAGGGGUAUUCCGCUGAGGAGAUUGAAGAGAAGGUGAACAGCUUCCGCAUGAUGCUGCAGGAGAAGCAGGAGCCGCCUUCGGCCCCCACCGAGAGACCAUUGGCGACAGAGACUCACGCCCUGGCUGCAGCCAAUCAGCAGAAGAAUGACCGGCUGAAGGCGGCGUUCGGCAUCGCCACAGACUACGUAGAUGGCUCCUCCUUCCAUCCGGAGCGCAAGGAGCGAGAGAAGGAGAAGAGGGAGCAGGAGAGGCUGGAGAGGGAGAAGCAACAGCAUCAGAAAUAUGUGCUGGUAGAAGAGUCAGAGGACUCUGACUCCCCGGCCCGAAAACAGAGCCGCAAGAAGAAAAGGAAGAAAAACAAGAACAGAGACAGCUCAGAGAGCCCUUCCCCCUCUCCUAGACGGGUGAAAAAAACGAAAAAGAAGAAGAAAAGGGAUGGUUCAGAAGAAAAGGAUGACAAAGAUAGCUCCUCAGACGAGAAGCAGGCGUCUAAGAAAAAACGCAAGAGAAGUGAAAAUGAGACUCCGCCCCAGAGUAAGACACGGCGCCAUAGGAGUGGGUCCUCCAGCUCUGCUCACAGCCAAUCCCCUGCACCGCUGAGAGAGAGGCAGAAGAACCAGCCUGUCAAGAGAGCAGAGGGGAGAAAGGGGCUAUCUCCUGACAGGAGGGGGCGUGGUCGCGAGGACGGGAGUCCACAGCGUUCGGGAGGCAGAGCGAGAUCUCCCAGGUAUCCCAGCUCCCCUGAACGCCGACCGAGGGCAGACAAGGAACGGGAGAAGGAGCGACUGAAGGACAAAGAGAUAGGAAGAGAGAAGGAGCGUGAGAAAGUGAAGCCUACCAGAACGAGACACGACUCCUCUUCCCCCUCUCCUCCUCGACUGGAACGAGAGAAAGGCAGGCGCUCCAGAAGUGGAGAGAGGGAGCGAGAGAAGGAGAGAGGAAAGGAGAGAACAAUGCUGCAGAGGAGCAGACACGACUCUUCUUCAUCCCCCUCUCCACCCCUGAAACAACUGGACACCAGGAAACAGAGGAGCGGAAAGGACAAACCACAAAGACGAGACUCCUCGUCUUCCUCUCCAGAGAGGGAGGGAGCAAGGAGAGGAAGGAGCAGAGAGGGGGAGCGAGGAAAGGAAAGAAAUGCCCGAGCCCCAGCUGACAGAGAGAGGGGGAGGGGGAGUGAGAAAGAAGGAUCUCCCCCUAGUCGGAAAAGUGAUGGCGGGAGAGGUAGAAACUCAUCCCGUGACUCCACAUCCCCUGUCCCUCAGUCACCUCUCACCAAUGGACGACAGAAAGAAAGGGAGCACGAGGGAAGGAGAGGGAAAGAGAGGAAACCGGAGGAGAGGGGGAAAGAGAGGAAACCGGAGGAGAGGGGGAAAGAGAGGAAACCGGAGGAGAGGGGGAAAGAGGGGGAGAGGGAAUUGAGCAAAGAGAGGGAGAAACAAGAGGAGCAGAGGAAGCGGGAGAUCGAAAGGGAAAAAGAGAGGGAGCGAAACCGAGAUGGAGGGAGAGAGCGCGAGAGGUCCGGCAGACUGUCUUCUACCCAACAGCCAUCUACCUGUUUGACUGAAGACCUCCGCGCAGAGGGUGAGGGGGAGAGGAGGGACAGAGAGAGGGGGGCAGGAGAGAAGGAGAGAAAAAGACAAGCAGAGGAGGACAACAGGCGGGAGAACAGAGACCGAAGCCUGCAGGAAAAGGAAAGAGAGAAGGAGUUGAAGGCAAAGGAAAGAGAGAAGGAGUUGAAGGCAAAGGAAAGAGAGAAGGAGUUGAAGGCAAAGGAAAGAGAGAAGGAGAAAGUGAAUGAGAGCAGCAGUAGCAGCGGGAGUGACAGUGACAGCUCUUCCUCAUCCUCCGACUCAUCCUCAUCAUCAUCAUCCUCCUCUUCUUCCUCGUCCUCCGAGGGAGAGAAGAAAAAGGGAACCGUGGUGAAGAGCAGCCCAGUGAAAAAAGCCCUCCCCGCUCUCAUCUCCCCUCCCACUGUAGGUGCUGCCUUCCAGAGGUAUCUGGCCAAUGGGGGCAGAGAGAGCGCUUCAGAGAGUGACGGACAGAGAGCUACCGGGAGAGAGAAGGAACGCGAGAGAACAGGAGGGGACAGGUUCAUGCUCUCUGAAAGGGAAAACCCGCCUCCUGCUCCCCAAAAAGCUCCUGUUUCCCAACUCCCUUCUGCUGCAGAGCGCUACCCCCUCACAGACAGAGAGAAGGAGCGAGGGAAGGGACAGGAGAGGUACAGCCCCACCGAGGUAGAGAGCUCCAGCCCUCCACCCUCUCCUCCCAGAAGAGGAGCCCCCCAAGGCGGAGGCGAGAGGUACUCCCCCACUGAAGUGGAAAGAGAGAAGGAGCGAGAGAAGGAGAGAGAGGGAGGGGUGAAGAGCCAGGCCAGGAGGGCAGAGCAGUACAGCCCCUCUGAGCAGGAGAGAGAGUGGGAGAGGAGGAGGGCGCCCUCCCCAAAAGCGCCCGCAGCAGCAGUUGUCCCGCGGCCCUCCCCCCCUCGCCGCACCCCCACGGCAGUACCAGGACCCCCCACUUGCUCCCCAGCCCCCGACGACAAGCCGCCACCCGGAGAGCCUCCCCUCCGUCCCGCUCCCCGACUCGCCACUACGCCCCACGGCGGAGCCGCAGCCGGGAGGCAGAGCACAACCGAGAGAGGCAGAGAGCGAGGGAUAGAGGGAGGGACCGUUCCAGAGACAGAGGAGCCAGAAGGAGCAGGUCGAGGAGUCCCAGAAGACGCAGUCCCCUCUACAGGUCCCGGCGAUCCCCCUCUCCCGUUCGACAAAGGAGAAGCAGUCACUCGCUAUCCAGAGAAAGGCAGAGACACCAGGAGAGAGAGAAGAAUAGAGAGCUGGAGAGAGCGAGGGAAAAAGAGCGGCAACGUGAAAAAGAGCAAGAGAGGCGAGAGCGCCAACCUCUUAAAGAGGUCCCCCCACCCCGUCGCUCACCCUCUUCAUCUUCUCGUUCUUCUUCUUCCUCAUCCCCAUCCCCCUCUCCGGCCCGCGAGAGAAAGGAGCCGCCUGUAGAAAAGGUGAUGAAACCAGCGGUAGAGAAAGACCGAAGAGGUGACAGAGAGGAGCGAGAGAAAGGGGAAGACAGAG